Molecule: messenger RNA, 1109 nt
Organism: Centruroides sculpturatus (bark scorpion)
Lineage: Eukaryota; Metazoa; Arthropoda; Arachnida; Scorpiones; Buthidae
Product: pyrroline-5-carboxylate reductase 3-like
Exons: 5
Coding region: 166-888 (240 amino acids)
Biological process (GO): L-proline biosynthetic process
Molecular function (GO): pyrroline-5-carboxylate reductase activity
Source: RefSeq, a predicted model, not a curated record
GAUCACUGGAUAUAUUUCGCUAGAGGCGUUGCAGUCGGUUUUCACCCAGCUAAAUGUGUUCCUGCAGCUAAACGCUCCAUAUAAACUGAGAAGAAGAAGACGCUCGUGUCAUUUCAAUUCUUGGUUAUAAUUGUAUUAAAAUAGGUUCGGGAUUCUUCCAGUAAAAUGGAAGAAUAUGAAGGCAAUGUCGGAUUUAUUGGUUCAGGAAAAAUGGCUUAUGCAUUAGCCAAUGGAAUAUUAAAAUCUGGUUUAAUACAAAGUGAAAACAUUUGGGCUAGUGCACCAACUAUGAAUAAUUUACAGAAAUUUCAGGAAAUGAAUUGCAAUGUGACUCAUUCAAAUUAUGAUGUUCUUGUUAAUUGUACAAUUAUCUUUCUUUGUGUCAAACCACAUCUUACACAAGUUGUACUGGAGCAGCUUUAUAGUUAUUGGAAAAGAAGUCAUAUAAUAGUAUCAGUUAUUAGUGGAAAAACUAUUAAAUAUUUAGAAGAGAACACUCCUCCUCAGACUAAAAUAAUACGUUCCAUGCCAAAUGUAUCAUCAUCAGUUCUUGCUGGAGCUUGUGCUAUUUCAAGAGGGGCUUCUAUAUCUGAAUCUGUUGUUAAAAUGAUUAAGAAGUUAUUAGAAACUGUUGGUUUAUGUGAAGAAAUUCAUGAGGACCAAAUGGAUGCAAUUGGUGGAUUGAGUGGUAGUGGUCCAGCUUUUGGAGCAUCUAAAAUGAUUUUGGAAACAGGAGAACAUCCGGAAGUACUUCGCGAUACUGUUUGUUCUCCAGGAGGUACCACUAUAACAGGAAUUCAUGCCUUGGAAAAAGCUGGUGUCAGAGCUGCUAUGAUGAAUGCUGUUGAAGCAGCAACAUUAAAAGCAAAAGAAUUAGGACAAAUGUAAUGUAAAUUAUCUUGAACUAAGAAUAACCAACUGGAACUGUAAUUAAACAAAUACAUCUACACUUUUAAGUUUUCAUGUAUACAAUCAAGGAAGUAAAUUAUCUUUAAAUUACCAACUUGUAUACAUGGUCAUCAUGUAACUCAUGAAAGUAAUUUUUAAAUUGCUUAUUACAUUAAAUAUCUAAUUCAUUAAAUUAUUUUAGAUGAUAAAUAAAAAAUAAA